Molecule: messenger RNA, 1234 nt
Organism: Rhipicephalus sanguineus (brown dog tick)
Lineage: Eukaryota; Metazoa; Arthropoda; Arachnida; Ixodida; Ixodidae
Product: lysosomal aspartic protease
Exons: 7
Coding region: 44-1159 (371 amino acids)
Biological process (GO): cell death; proteolysis
Cellular component (GO): lysosome
Molecular function (GO): aspartic-type endopeptidase activity
Source: RefSeq, a predicted model, not a curated record
AGUCCGUGCUGUACUAAGCGAUCAGAAGCCACACUCCGGAACCAUGAAACCGCUGGUGCUCCUGGGUACCGCGCUUUGCGCGGUGCUCUUGGCGAAGUUUGCCAACGCAGCUAAGCAACUCAAGAUUCCCCUGAUGUACGUUGGUCAAAACAAUACGUACUUGGGGAGGUCGCCUGUGCCGGAACCUCUCAGUUGCGAUGAAGCAAUGCGAUACGUCGGCGUGGUAACCCUGGGCACACCACCGCAAUCAUUCAAGGUGCUGUUCGACACGGGCUCUUCAAACCUGUGGGUGCCAUCGAGCAAAUGCGUCGAUUCGAACAUCGGUUGCACCGGUAGAAGCAAGUACGACAAAGACGCAUCAUCUACGUACAAGAAAAAUGGGCGGCGCUUCAAGAUGACUUACGAAUCCGGAAUGGUGCGGGGAACGUUGAGCAGAGACGACCUGGGCGUGGCAGGAGUCUCCGUCAGGGGACAAAUAUUCGGCGAAAUCACGCACACUACUGGAGACGUCUUUAAAGUGGUCACCUUCGACGGAAUUUUUGGCCUCGGCUACCCGGACAUCUCCGAGAAGGACGUGGUUCCGCCGUUCGACAACAUGCUCAAGCAGGAACUCGUCACUGAGCCCCUGUUCUCAGUUUUUCUUGGCAGCACGCCCAGCCAACAGGAUGGAGGUGAAAUCCUUUUCGGCGGCGUCAACAGUGAGCGCUACACCGGAGACAUCACCUAUACGGACGUCACUAAAAAGGGAUACUGGCAGUUCAGCAUGGACAGUCUCCAGGUAGGAAGCAAGUCGAUAGUGACCAGCCCCACCGAAGCGGUGGUUGACAGCGGUACCACGGUUAUGGCAGGGCCGAAAGAAGAAAUCGAACGCAUCAACAAGUAUCUCAGAGCUACUCCAGGUCCCCGAGGGACGUACCGUGUAAAGUGCAAGAAUAUCCCUAAUAUGCCCAAGGCUGUCUUCACCAUUGCUGGCAGGCAGUUUGAAUUUGAAGCCAAAGACUAUAUUCGGCAGGUCCAGUCCCCUGACAAGGUACGCUGUUACAGUGGCUUUGAGGAGUACGACGGAACCGUUUGGGUUCUGGGACAAGUGUUCAUGCGUCAUAUUUACACCAUUUUUGACCGGGGCAACAACCGUAUUGGAUUUGCACAGGUUGCCUAAGAACAACCUGCGCAGGCUGAUGCUGUGACAAAAAGUGAUAAAGAGAGAGCUUCUCCGAGUUCAUGAGGCAUAGGU